Stegastes partitus (bicolor damselfish) is the source of this 1464-nucleotide messenger RNA. Its product is annotated as inner ear-specific collagen-like. Bases 1 to 1464 code for a protein of 487 amino acids. The transcript is spliced from 4 exons. Gene Ontology annotation, molecular function: protein binding. Lineage: Eukaryota; Metazoa; Chordata; Actinopteri; Pomacentridae. The record is from RefSeq and is a predicted model, not a curated record.
AUGAGGAUUAUCUCCUGUCACUCGACUCUUGUGGUUGUUGUUGUGGUUACGCUCGCUGUGGUCUCCUGCGCUGAAGCCAAGACUACACAGAAACCAAAGUACCAGUACACCAAGAAGCCAGUCUCUCCGAUCACCAUGCACAGCCCCGUCACCACCAGCAUGCCAAAGACUCUCAAGAUAGUGGCGACCGCAAAUCCUGUGCCGCCACACCCGGAGCCAACCACAGAGAGGACCACUUACCCAAGUCAUGUCUUUCCACAGCACUACAGUGAGGGCACUGAGCCCCCUGGUGCCGGCCCAGAGAACUACACCCUGGAUUACAAUGAGUGUUACUUUAACUUCUGUGAGUGCUGUCCACCUGAGAGGGGUCCCAGGGGCCCAAAGGGAGACAGAGGCUUGGCAGGGCCACCAGGUGAUAGAGGCCUUGCAGGAGCAGCUGGUUUACCCGGACCACCUGGUGUGAGUGGUCCAAUGGGGUUAAAAGGAGACAGGGGGGAUAAAGGUGACAGAGGAAACAGUGGGAUAACUGGUUCACCAGGAAUUCCUGGAAAACCAGGACAAAAAGGUGAUGUUGGCUACAAAGGUGAAAAAGGUGAAAUAGGGUUGCCAGGUUUCAAAGGCGAUAGUGGGGACAAAGGAGAACCUGGCCACAAUGGGACGGCUGGGGAUAAAGGAGAACCGGGAAAAGAAGGGCCAGCUGGACCUCCAGGACUGGCAGUUCAACAAGGGCCUAAAGGAGACAAGGGGGAUAAAGGGGAGUGUGGCUCAUUUGGGGAGAGAGGACAGAAAGGUGAACGAGGGGAUCCUGGCUCACCUGGAAUCCCAGGAGGGAUGGGAAUUCCAGGGCUGAAUGGCAAGCAUGGCGCCCCAGGGCCUGUGGGCAUCCGAGGGGAUCAGGGCCCUCCUGGACCUCCAGGAGAACCAGGGGUCAGAGGGCUUCAGGGACCACAAGGCAUAAGAGGGAUGCCUGGACCAAAAGGGGAUCGAGGUUACCCUGGCAUGAGAGGUGAUCGAGGCAUUCGUGGAUUCAAAGGUGCUAAAGGAUCGGGGGUUCCCCAGAAACGCUCUGCCUUCAGUGUAGGCAUCUCUCCAAGAAAGUCCUUUCCUCCUUCUGGCUUCCCGAUCCGCUUCGACAAAGUCUUCUACAACGAAGAGAACCACUUCAACGUCACUUCCAACAGCUUCACAUGUGUCUACCCUGGCGUUUAUGUCUUCUCCUUCCACAUCACGGUGCGUAAUCAGCCACUGCGAGCCACACUGGUGGUGAACGGGUCACGGCGAGUGAGGACGCGGGACUCUCUGUACGGUCAAGACAUCGACCAGGCGUCCACUCUGGUGGUGCUCCGGCUGGCAGCAGGUGAUCAGGUGUGGAUGGAGACGCUCAGAGACUGGAAUGGGGUGUACGCCAGCAGUGAGGACGACAGCAUCUUCUCUGGGUUUCUGCUUUACUCAGACAAGGCCUGA